This is a messenger RNA of Prorocentrum cordatum, 2718 nucleotides long. The record is from the annotation of a GenBank genome assembly. NCBI's taxonomy places the organism in Eukaryota, Dinophyceae, Prorocentrales, Prorocentraceae.
AUGUCUGGGGAGCCAGGCAAGAAGAACAACUGCGCAGUCACACCUCGAGAGCUCUCUUGUCUCAUCGUGCCCCUCGGUGGGCGCUGGCGGCUCCCGGACUCCAUCACGGCCAUCACCUUCGUGGCCCUUGGCACGUCCCUCCCGGACACCUUUGCCUCGCGCACCGCCGCCAUCGAGGACCCCACGGCCGACGCCUCCGUGGGCAACGUGACCGGCAGCAACUCGGUGAACGUGUUCCUGGGCCUGGGGCUGCCGUGGAUCAUGUCCAACGCGUACUGGGACUGGCACAGAGGCACGGCCUUCGUCGUGACCGGGGGGAGCCUCGUCUUCAGCGUGCAGGUGUACAUGGUCUGCGCUGGCGCCUGCCUGUGCGUCCUCCUGCUCCGCAGGCUGCACCCCGCCAUCGCGGCCGAGCUCGGCGGGCCGACCGCGUGCUCCCUCCUCUCGGGGGGCCUCGCCGCCCGCUGCUGCGCGCCUCGCCCGCCCUGGCGCGCCGCAGCGGGCGGCCUCCGCCGGACCAAGUACGUCGGCAGGUCUGGCGCUCUGGAGACGACUCUCGUCGCUCGGGUCACCAAGCUCCUGGGGCAGCAAGCGCGAUUCGUGGCCACCGACCUGCUGGCGCUGGCCCAGGAGGCUAGCAGCUGGGGGCCAGAGCUGGAGCGAGCCGAGGCGGCGCACGCCACGGUGUGGAGGCACCUGCGGCAGCAGCCAUGCCGCCCCGAGGUGUUCUGGGUCCCCGCGCACCAGGACGUCGACGGGUACCUGGCGGCGGGGCUUCACCCAGUGCUGUGCGCGGGCAACUUGUGGGCGGACUGGUUCGCCAAGCAGGGGGCCUUGCAGCACACGGUGCCCCAGGUGUCCACGGAGUUCUACGCCAUCGAGUUGCAGUACUCCAAGCAGGUGGCGGACUACAUCAGAUGGGGCGUGCAGCGCUGCCUGGCCAUCGGGGACUGGGCCCCCGAGGCGCGCUGCGUGCCCGCGGCGCCGCCGCCGCCCGCGCCGAAGCUGACGGCGGUGGAGUGCUCCCUGGUGCGCGUGCAGGGCACGCGCGGGAUGUUGUGCACCGAGCGCGGGCGCCGAUCCCGUGCUGAGGCAGGUGCGGCGGCGCAGCAGUCCGCCAGGUGGCGCAUUUCGGUGCGGGGCCAUACUGGAUGGGCGACGCUGAAGGCCUGGGGGCCGAGGCGUUGCAGCCGUGCGACGGUGGCAGGCCCUGCAAGUUGGCGCAGAGGCCGAACCCUUUGGUUGCACGAGGGUGACGGCCGUGGCGUGGCGCUGCGCCUCGGGCAUCGGCUGCGGCGCGCGGGGCCCGCCAUCUAUUGCGAGAUCUGCGUCGCGCGGAUGCAGGCCCGAGCGGCGAGGGGGCUGCAGAAGGCGCGCUGCGGUCCGCCCACCGAUAAGGGGCACCACCAGCGCACCUGCGUCAGCAACCUGGUGGCCAGGAGGGACAGGUUGCAGCGUGGCCUGGGCCCCAAGACGGGCAAGUCAUGGGCUACGGGCACGCUGGUGCACGGCGAGCGCAGUUCGGUCGACGACAGCCCCGAGGAAGGCACCGACGAGGCGGUCGCGGCCCAGGGCUCUGCGGAGGUCCCGCUGGCGGACGCGCAAGGGACCGCGACGCGCGGGUCUCCCGCAGCGCCAUGUGGCGGGCGCGCGGAGGAGGCCCAGAUGGCGGAUGCGCAGGAGACCGCGACACGCGGGGCCCCCGCAGCGUUGCGAGGCGGGCGCGCGGAGGAGGCCCCGCUGGCGGAAGUGCAGGGGGCCGCGGCACGCGGGGCUCCUGAACUGCCGAGAGGUGGGCGCACGGAGGCCAGCCGCCUGCUUGCGGAGGUCGUGGCGCGCCGCAGCGUUUGUGCGGCGCCAGCGCCGUCCUGGCAGGAGCGGCUGGAGGUGCUGCGGCGGCGCGUGGCGACGCGCGGGGCUGGCCCGGCGUGCGUCGCCGCUGGUGGGGCUGGCAGUGUUUCCAAGGCGCAGGUCGUGAUGGCGUUGACCGACACGGGCGGCUCCGCGGCGGGGCUGAUGCCGCCCCCAGGGCGGAGCCUGCGGGCUUUGCCGCAGCGGCCGCCGCGGCCGCUGGCCCUGGAGCGCAGGCUGGACCGCUGGGGGCGGUGGUGGAUCGAGCCGCUGCUCGACGCCGACGGUGCGGCCAGCGGCUGGCUCGACCGCUGCGCCCCGUACGCGGAGGCGGUCCUCGCGGCGUUUCCUCCGGGCGAUGGGCAGCGCGGCUCGGCGGCUGGCGGAGGCGUGGCGCCGCCGCGCCUGGAGCCGCGGAGCGAGGCUGCGCGGCGCCUGCGCCGUGCAUCGUUCGGGCCUCACGCUGAGCCAGCGGUGCGUCGCCGACAGCACGCGGAGGUACGAGGUGUAUACUGCCUCCGCAGCUGGCAGGCGGCGCCUGCGGGCCUACUGCCCGCGCUGGGCUGGGCUCGGGCGGCGCGCCGCAGGCCGCGGCCUGGGGCGGCGGCGGCGCCUCGCGAGGGCCAGGGCGCGCAGGCGGUGUCGCAGGACCGCGGCGGCGGCGAGGGCAGCGACGUGGGCGAAGGCCGGCGGCGGCGGCGCGCCGCGCUGGCCGCAGGCCGCGUCCGCCAGACGCGGCGGCGAGGGAGGCUAGGCGGCGGCCUCCACGGCAGCGGCGCGGUCCACCUCGCGCAGGUCGGGCGGCGCCGCGGCUCAGGCGGUGACGCAGUCGUCGUGCCGUUCGGCCUGGCCAUCGACCUCAUCUGA